Molecule: messenger RNA, 474 nt
Organism: Staurois parvus
Lineage: Eukaryota; Metazoa; Chordata; Amphibia; Anura; Ranidae
Source: the annotation of a GenBank genome assembly
AUGGGCCCCUGUACCGCCUCCUCAUGCUGCUGCCAGGCCCGUAAUCUGCCAUGGGCCCCCGUACCGCCUCCUCAUGCUGCUGCCAGGCCCGUAAUCUGCCAUGGGCCCCUGUACCCGCCUCCUAAUGCUGCUGCCAGGUCCAGAGUGUGUCAUGGGUCCCUGUACGGCCUCCCAUUGCUCUGUCUCCAUCGCCACACUCUGCCAUGUGCCACUUUCAGGUCUCCUCACACUGCUGGUGGGUUCCAUUUUUGUCAUAGGGUGCUGUAUGGCCUCCCAUUGCUGCUGCCUCCACCGCCACACUGUGGCUCCACACUCUGGUUUUAGCCCCGUGACUGCCCAAAUGAGUGAAGUGUGCGGGAUUCUAAGAUCGACGGCACUCAUCUGCAUGUCAUACUGACUGACAGUAUUAUUUCUCUUCCCCAGCAGACUCCAAGGGCAUUUAAAUUAAAGGUACAGUGUUCUGCACUAAUAUGA